AUGGUGCUAGGAGAAGAAGAACUUAGUAACCCCAAAGAAAACUUGGUUAAAGUUAAUGCAGAGAAGAACAAGGCUAACACAAGUCAUGUUGAACCAAAGAAGAACAAUGCUGAUGCAAGUCAUGUUGAAGUUGAUACAAUUAAAGUUGGGGUUGUUGUAGGUCAUGUUGUAGUUGAUGUAGUUCAAAUUGAGGUUGUUGCAUGUCAAGUUGAGAUUGAUGUAGGUCAAGUUGAGGUUGAUGCAGAUCAGUUAAAAGUUGAUGCAGAUAAAGAUGAACCAAGUAUGGUUGAAGCAAGUUAG
Vicia faba (fava bean) is the source of this 300-nucleotide messenger RNA. NCBI's taxonomy places the organism in Eukaryota, Viridiplantae, Streptophyta, Magnoliopsida, Fabales, Fabaceae. The record is from the annotation of a GenBank genome assembly.